Meloidogyne enterolobii is the source of this 336-nucleotide messenger RNA. The record is from the annotation of a GenBank genome assembly. NCBI's taxonomy places the organism in Eukaryota, Metazoa, Nematoda, Chromadorea, Rhabditida, Meloidogynidae.
AUGUCCUUAUUAAACAAAAAUGUUGUUAAAUUAAUUAAAAAAGUUUGGUCCUUUGAAGAAGCUUUUGAAAUAUUUAAAAUGCCCUUUCCUAAUUUGAUUAAAGAAGCCCAAUUAAUUCAUUCAAAACAUCACAAUCCUUGUAAAAUACAAAUUAGCGCCCUUUUAAGUAUUAAAACUGGUGCUUGUCCAGAGAAUUGUUCUUAUUGUCCACAAUCGAGUUUUUAUAAAACUGACAUUAAGAAGGAGCCUUUAAUGGAUUUGGAAAAAGUAAUUAAAGCAGCUAAAAUAGCAAAAGUAAAUGGUGCAACAAGAUUUUGUAUGGUUGGAGAAUUUUAA